Messenger RNA from Cercospora beticola, 3740 nucleotides. RefSeq lists its product as uncharacterized. The record is from RefSeq and is a predicted model, not a curated record. Lineage: Eukaryota; Fungi; Ascomycota; Dothideomycetes; Mycosphaerellales; Mycosphaerellaceae.
GACCUGCAAACACCCACCUCCACAACGAUCGCCCUUUUCCACAGCGACGAGUAGACAUGAUGUCGAGCUAGACGACCCUUCCGACUCCCGCGGCAUGCAGUGGCCGCCAGCUUGAUAUGUUCCUCCACAGCCUCGUGCAGAAGGCCCAACAGCUCACGGGCAUCGAUCCCGCUACCCUGCCCGGUCCUCUCGCCAACUUGAGCCCGAACAGCACAGGCAAGCCGUCGAAGGCCCAGCUCUUUCGACUUCAGUUCCGACUGCCAGAGACCCAGAAUCCGCUGUAUGAGAUCACCGCCGAGCUCACGCUUCCGAACAAGAAGAAGGCGAGCUUGUCCAAGGCGCAGCCGGGCAAUUGGGACAAGAGCAAUUGGGAUCGCGAUCGAGGGACGCACUAUGUCGGACAGCUCCAUUUGAGCGAGCAAUUCCUCUGCUUCUCUACUGUCCAGACAUCGUUUGUCAGUACAGCAAGCACGAGCGCAAGCAGUGGCUUUACAGGCAGGACGCAUGGCACCGGACCGGCUGGAAACGGUUUCACGCUGCCAUUGUGCGCUGUGCGGAGAGUAGAGAGAUUACACACACAGGCUUUCCAAUUCGCGCUUUCAAUAACGACCUGGAAUGGCUUUGAACCUGGAGGCGAUGGCGAGCCUGGUGCACCAGCUCCUCCGAAACUAACUAUACAGCUCGAGGGCAGCAGGCAACAAUGUGAUCGCUUCUGCGAUGGCCUUAAGAGGGGCUUGCGGCAAGGUAUCAAAGAAGUCGAGAAGAUGCGGACGGUGGCGCAAGAGUGCUACUCUGAGUAUUUCCUGUACGAUGACUUCGAGGAUACGCCCUCCCCAACCAAGCCAGAUGGCACCCCGCGGACUCCGCCAGACACCGGUCUUGGAAGCAUUUUCAAGUAUCCUGGUAAUCCUCGAAAGUUGCGAGACCGCAGCAAAAUGAGGCUUUGGCAUGAGUAUCUCAAAGAAAAUGGCCGAAACACAACUUUGGUGCGGCAGCCCGACUUCCACAGAUUAAUUCGAGUAGGCCUGCCGAAUCUCCUACGAGGCGAGAUCUGGGAGCUCGCAUCCGGCUCAUUCUUCCACAGACUUCAGAAGCCGAAGCAGUACCAAGAAGUGCUGGCACAGCAUGAAGGUGAAGGCUCACUUGCUAUUGACGAAAUCGAAAAAGAUCUGAAUCGUAGUUUGCCGGAAUACGCGGGCUUUCAAAGCGAAGAAGGCAUCGGCAGAUUACGACGAGUAUUAACUGCAUACAGCUGGACGAACACAGACGUCGGCUACUGUCAGGCCAUGAACAUCGUCGUGGCAGCAUUGUUGAUCUAUCUCUCAGAAACUCAGGCGUUCUAUUUGCUCUCUGUGUUGUGCGACCGCUUACUACCAGGAUACUACUCGACGACCAUGUACGGCACGCUACUCGAUCAGCGCGUGUUUGAAAGCUUGGUCGAAAAGACGAUGCCGAUCAUCUGGGACCACCUCGUCAAGAACGAUGUCCAGCUUUCGGUUGUGUCCCUGCCAUGGUUCCUGUCGCUAUACAUCAACAGCAUGCCACUAAUAUUCGCAUUCCGAGUGCUCGAUGUCUUCUUCCUCGAGGGACCGAAAGUCCUGUUCCAGAUUGGCCUGGCCAUUCUGAGAAUCAAUGGAGAGGAGCUGCUGGACGCAACAGAUGACGGCACAUUCAUCUCUGUGCUCAAGUCCUACUUUGCACGCCUGGGUGAAUCUGCUCAUCCGACGUCAGAGAAUCCAAAGCAUCGCGCAAUUACGAACUUUCAGGCGCUCAUGGUUGUCGCAUUCAAGGAGUUCGAAGGCAUCACUCAGGCCACGAUCUCGGAGCAGCGCGCCAAGCAUAAAGAUGCAGUGAUGCAGAAUAUCGAGUCUUUUGCCAAACGCACAUCGAUUCGUAACCUGGGACCGGAAAGUAAGAAGCUAUCGGCGAAUGACCUCGGUUUCCUGUACGACCGAUUCUACAGCAUUCUGUAUGAGAGGCAACAACGCGCCCAAAUGAUACAAGCUGAACAAGAUCGCCGUGCUAGAAUGGCUCGCCAAAGAGCCAGCGAAGUGGUCACAGGAGUGCCUACACAGACGCCAGAGAUGGGCAGAGUAGCGCUUGGCGCAAAUACGAGCAGCAUGGACUAUGAUGCGUUCCGAGAAUUUCUGGCUGGCGUCUCUAAAUGGGCAAUCACCGACUCGCCCAGCUCGCCAGCCAAGGAGGCUUCUGGCCAGAAUGGGUACUUCGCCAAUUCGUUGAGAGGCAAAGCCAUCAAUCUGUCUCCCUGGGGCAACGGUCCGGAACCAGCAGAUCACGACUUUAUGCGGCGAUUAUUCGCAAAGUGGGACAUUGAUGGUCACGAGUCGCUCACAUUGCAGAAUGUCGUGGUCGGUCUGGCACCCAUCAAAGGUGGUAGGGACAUCAUGGCCAACAUUGCGUACUUCUUCGAGCUCUAUGAUGAUGACAAGGAUGGCAGAGUGGACAGAGAAGGCAUUUUGCGAAUGUCAGAAGCAUUACUAUUCUUGGCUCGAAGAGGUCUGGAGGGCGCGGAAUUGGUACAACAUCAUAUUACCACAGGUCUCGACGGCAUACCCCUGAGCAAGGACGAGCAGUUCUUAUCCGCUGUGUCGGCAUUCAUUCGGCGCUGCUUCGAAUAUGCAGAUCCCGAUCAUCCCUCACGACAAGGCGAGAAGGACACAAACGCUGCAGCAGAGGCUGUCGCUGACAUCAAGCUCGAUGAUGACGAAGACGAGGAAGAAGACCUGCUGGUAGACGAAAAGGAGCUCAAGCCUACUGACGAGAAUCCUUUGGCACAAGAGCCCGAGCCAGAAACGACAAAUGCUACGGAGAACUCAUUACUCGCACGCCCAUCAGACAAUACGUUUGGACAAGUCGCGAAACCAAAAGCCGUGGCUGCCAAUGCCGCGCUCGAUCCUACCAGUCCAGUACACAUCACUCUUCCGACAUUCCGCAUGCUCGUCCUCGCAGACGAAGCUCUCGAAUCCUUCUUCGACUCUGGCUUUGCCAACUCCUUCCAUCUUGCCGAUGCUCCUCUACCAUCUACUACUCUGACCUCGCCAUCUUUCCUCAGCGCCGCGCCUUCUCCUGACAGGCAACAAGUCAUUCCUGGCAUGCCUGCCAUCAGCCCUGGCGGACCUGGUGCAGGUGUUGUGCCUCCUGGGAAAGGACUGCGUGGCAUGCUUGAUAAUAUCGUGACAGAUGGAAUGCGGGUCGCGGCAGAGGUGCGAAGAAGAAUGGAUGAAGCCCAGAAGGAACUGGACCGUGGAGCCACGACGCGAGGAACGGAGGAGGACGAAGAUGACGAGGAGCCUGGCGAUCUAUUGGGUGGAGUGGAAGCUGAUGCGGGAGUUAACGCCGCGGCAGGUGGAGAAGUUGGGGCGAAGAAGGCAGUGGAAGGAAAGGGUAAGGCGGCAUCGAUUUUGGAUGAGAGUCCUGGUGCAGGGUCAGAGCCGAAGAGCCCGGGCAGUGCGUCACUUUCUGCUGCUACUGCUGCUGGCAGUGCUGAUUCUGUGAAGAGCAGUGGGGCGAGUGUUAAGAGUACGGAUACGGGUGUUGUGAAGGAUACGAUGUUUGAGCGAUAGGAGGAGCAGGAAAAGAAGAAUAGUGUGCUAUCCAAUGCAUUUCUUAAAGAGCAUUCAUUGCUGGGGCCUCAAGAGAAAUCCCUCUCAUGUUGCUGAACAGCGCUGAUUCAAUCAAUCAAUAUCACUUCCACCCAUCUCAAGUACUUCCUCACACAC